This is a messenger RNA of Selaginella moellendorffii, 2640 nucleotides long. Its product is annotated as pentatricopeptide repeat-containing protein At2g35030, mitochondrial. NCBI's taxonomy places the organism in Eukaryota, Viridiplantae, Streptophyta, Lycopodiopsida, Selaginellales, Selaginellaceae. The transcript has a single exon. The coding region runs from base 1 to 2640 and encodes 879 amino acids. Gene Ontology annotation, molecular function: protein binding; RNA binding. Gene Ontology annotation, biological process: RNA modification. The record is from RefSeq and is a predicted model, not a curated record.
AUGCAAGCUUGGAGAAGAGGGAAGGGGGAUGCUAUAAGAUGGAUGAGGCAAAAGCUCCGCGAUGGAGAAUGGGCAAUCUGGGGAGCACUGGCAGGCGAGUGUCUGGCCGACAAAGGAAAGAUGGAAGUGGAGAUUGCGAUCGAGGGCGGGCUCGCGGACGCUGUGGAUCGGUUGGAAGAGACCGAAAACGCGCGAGUCUCCAGCAGCAGCUAUGCGCUCUUGAUCCGCCAGUGUGGAGACUCUGGAGAUUUGGGCCGAGGCAAGCGCGUCCACGAUCACAUCUCUCGCAGCGGCCGCGACGGUGAGACAUUCCUGGGCAAUCUCGUAGUGGAGAUGUAUGGAAAGCUGGGAUGCGUGAGCUACGCCCGCGCGGCAUUCGAUCGAAUCUCGCAGCCCAAUGCGUUUUCGGUGAAUCUGGUGCUUGCGGCAUGCGCGAAGAGGCAGCGGACCGACGAGGCGCAGGGGAUCUUUGAGCGUUUCUCGAGCGUGGCCGAUGCCGUGGCAUGGAAUACGAUGAUCGUAGCAUAUGCCCAGCCUGGGCAUCUGUUGAAAGCAAUGAGUUUGUUUGAUUCUAUGCCGGGAAGGAAUGUUGUUUCGUGGAAUUCUAUUGUAAAUGGUGUUCUUCAGCAUGGAUGCGCUGAAGAUGCUGUCACGAUGAUGAACAAAAUGCCACAGCAUAGCUUGGCGUCGUGGAACGCUGCAAUAGUCGCUUAUGCCGAGGCUGGGCACCUUUUUAAAAUUCUAGAGUUCUUUCUUUCACGUCCAGAGCGCGACUUGAUUUCGUGGAUUGAAACAAUCAGAUGUCUCUCAAAGAACGGAAGCGUCGACGAUUCUAAGAGGCUGUUUGAUGCGAUGCCGCAAUGGAGCGUAGCUGUUUGGAUCGCAUUGCUGCAAGCAUAUGCCCAAAGCGGGCAUAUUGACAUCGCCGGGGCUUUGUUCGAUGAGAUCCCCGAAAAGAGUCUUGUGUCGUGGAACGCGAUGAUCUGGGCGUAUGCAAUCAACCAGAUAGCCGCCGACGCCAAGAAACUCUUCGAUGCUUUGCCGGAGAUGGACGUGAUCUCGUGCAACACCAUGAUUAGCGCCUUUGCGAGCAGCCACUCGGUGCGAGAGGCCAGCCAAGUUUUCGAGAGCAUGCCCGCGCGCGACACCGUCUCCUGGAACGCGCUCCUGCAAGGAUACGCCGACGAGGAGUCCGCGAGCUUUGAAUCGGCGAGAGCUUUGUUCGAGAGAAUGUCGCACAGGAGCUUGUUGGGAUGGAAUCUGAUGCUCAAGGCUUCCAUGCAGCAGGGAGAGAUUUAUCACGCCGAAGAGAUCUUUCACGAGAUGCCUGGACGGAACUUCUCGUCGUGGAACGCGCUGCAUGGAGGAUACGUCGAGAAUGGUGUUCUAAGCCUUGCGGUGGCGGCGAUGGAUCGAAUGCCCGCCAUGGAUCGAGUGGUGUGGACUGUGAUGAUCGGUGGCUAUGCCCGCGCUGGAUUUUUGGCCGAGGGCGAAGAGAUGGUGGAGAGGAUGCCUGACCGGGAUGUUGUGGCUUGGAACUCGCUCUUGCAAUCUCAUGUCGAACAUGGAGCACAGAUAGAAGACGCAAAGAGGAUCUUUGAUGGCAUGGCCGAGAGAAACAUUGUGUCGUGGUCGGCGAUGAUCGGCGCUUUCGUGCGGCCGAUGAAGCAGCAGAAGCUCACGAUCAAAACGCGGGUUGAGAUGGCCAAGUCCGUUUUUGAGCGAAUGCCAAGCCGGGAUAUCGUGUCGUCCAACGCAAUGGUGGUGUUCUUGGCGGACAAUGGCUUGAUCGAGGAAGCAAGAACAGUGGUGGAAUCCAUGGACCGAAAGAACUCCCUCUCUUGGAGUGCUCUUCUGGAAGGCUACGUGAAGAAGGGCUGUAAUCGGGAAGCUCUCGAGCUCUACCGAUCCAUGGACUUGGAAGCACAGAGCAAUCCACAGUCGAGUAACAGCAGGACUUUCGUGUGGAUUCUGGAGGCCUGCGCCAGGAGCGUCGCAUUGAACGCUGGCCGAUCGAUCCACUCCGACUUGGAUGAUCUCCUCGCGAGGAAUCAUGGCAGCAGUAGUGUUUUGCUAGCUCCUUCUCUGGCCACGGCCCUGAUCGACAUGUAUGGAAAGUGUGGAGAGCUCGACGAGGCCAGGAAGAUCUUUGACGGUCUCUCCUGCAAGAGCAUCUCGUGCUGGAACUCGAUGAUCGCGGCUUACACACAGAGUGGUCAUGGAAAGCAAGCGCUGGAGCUGUUCCUCUUGAUGGGACUCGAUGGCUUGAAUCCCAAUCACAUAACUCUGAUGAUCGUUCUCUCGGCUUGCAGCCACUCGGGGCUCGUCUCUACCGCCCUGGAUUUCUUCCUCGCUUCCAUCCUCGGCCGCGAUUUUGGCAGCGGUCUCAUCCGCAAGGAGCACUUCGCGUGCCUGAUCGAUCUCCUUGGCCGCGCCGGGCAGCUCCAGGAAGCGCAGGAACUGAUGGCAGCAAUGCCGGUGGAGCCGGAUCGAGUGGCGUGGAGCGCCAUGCUUGGAGCUUGCAAAGCUCACGGCGAUGGCGAUCGAGGCGCCGCCGCGGCGGAGAGAGUGAUCCAGCUCGAUCCAAGCUCCUCGUCACCCUACGUUGCCGUGUCGAGCAUGCACAAGCAAAGAGUUUGA